This is a messenger RNA of Pichia membranifaciens NRRL Y-2026, 687 nucleotides long. RefSeq lists its product as hypothetical. Bases 1 to 687 code for a protein of 228 amino acids. The transcript has a single exon. The record is from RefSeq and is a predicted model, not a curated record. NCBI's taxonomy places the organism in Eukaryota, Fungi, Ascomycota, Pichiomycetes, Pichiales, Pichiaceae.
AUGCUGAAGAGAACGGUGCGAUGUCUGGCGCCAGCUGGCGGUGAUUCCACGACGCCGGUGAAGUUGCUCGGAUUCGUCCCCGGACGACUGACCAGGGCGACAAAGAAGAAGAAGACUUUCAGAGAAAUGAACAAGAGCCCGGCUCCGGACGAGGAGCUGACGCGGUUUCUCAAGACGUCGCUGAAUGCAUACCCGAUCAACGUCGUUGUGCGGAACAAGGCCCGGGCACUAAGCUACCAUUUGAAGCGCCUCGUGUCCGACAUCGAAGAGAUACAGGACACGGCGCCCGACGAGGACCCGAACGACCUCCCGCUUCUCAUCGACUACAAGGUGAUCGACGCCACGCGGAACAAGCCGCUGCACAGGGCGUUUUGCAGGCAGUAUCCGCAGAUGCAGGGCGUGGAGGACAGCAGCAUCGUGGUUGUCUCGUUCACGAAGGAGGGCCUCGACACGGACACAAGCUUCAUCAGCUCGUUCCAGAAGAAGUACGAGGACGCGUUCGGGGUGUCGGGCUGCAUCGUGAACACACACACAUACCCGUACCUGCGAGACCUCAGCAGGUCGAAGAAUGGCGGUGUCGGAGAGAACAUGUACAACAUCGCUGCCCUGGGCCUGGUGAAGGUACACAAGCAGGACGACGGGUCGUUGGUGCUCACGCGGGGAGGCUCACGCGGGGACGACGCAUGA